AUGAAUUUCAAAGACUUGCAGUUCUCUAUUGGUAAAUUCAAGGCUGACGUGAGCUCACAACUCGCCAAGAACAACCCCUUACAAAAGCAAGACACCAAGACGCUGUCGCUUUGGAUCUUUCAGGAACGAAACGAUCUGGCUUCCAUGCGUACCAUGGCCUAUGAGCGCUCUGAAACCAACAAGGCACUGAAACAGUGGGUCAAGGAGGAAGUGGACGAAGAGAAACGGGAAAACGGGCGUGAUUUGGAGGAUAUUGUGGGCGAUAAGCUGUGUCGUUUGUUUGAUAAACAACACGAAAUCGAUCAAGCGUAUGCUGCUAAGUAUCAGCAAUAUCGACAUGCUGUGAAAUCUAUCCGCGAUCGAGAAGAAAAACUAUCAGAUCAACGUGAAAAGAAGCGCUCACUUCAAUCCCGCAUCUUGAACCUGAGCAAGACCAGCCCAAAAUCACCCAAACUGCUCGAGUUUCAACAAGAAUUGAAAUCUUUAGCACACGACACACUGGAGAGCGAGAUGGACUUGGCUGAUUUCAAGCGAUUUGCGCUCAAGGAAGCCUUUUAUAUUCGAUUCAAUGCUUUGAGUGAAUACGCUGAGAAAACUGCCCUGAUUGCUGGUUUCGGUAAAUACUUGACUGAUUUGAUCGAGAUUGAACCUACGCCUCCUGCGCAGAUGCAUCGCAACCCUUACAAGAACGGCCCUGAAGCUGCAAUUAUCUUUGCGGAUGCUGUGAAUGCUUUGGACAACUGGAAGCCAAGCGCGGAAGAUGAACGUCCCACACUAGCCAACAAUGCAGAUAACAAGAAAGGAAAAUCACCCGUGUCACCUGUGGAUGAUGCUGCUAAAACAAACACUGAUGCUGCUGGAUCGAGCAGCAAGAUUCCACCUGAACUGCCACCAAGAAGACCUACGCAAGAAAACAUUGUGGUACCUACGCCAAGCACGCCCGAUGCUCCUUCUCAACCUUCAGGUUAUACAACAAAUGAAAUUACGUCUGUCACUGGUGAUCUAAAGACCAAUGCAGAAACCGAAAUUGACUUGGAUAAAAUUGACUUGUAUGAUGCUCCUCCUCCUGCCUACGAUGGGCCUCCUGCUCAAUCUUCUGCCUCACCAUUGAACGCAGAUGCUCAUUUACCACCUCAUCAACAUCAGCUUCAGUAUACCAGCCAGUCUUUCAAUUCACCUUAUCAAGCACAUGCCAAUGCGCCUCCUCCUGCUCCUCACCAGCAUCACCAACAACAACCUUACUCGCCUCAUCCCAGUUAUAUCAAUUUGACUGAUUCUCCUGUACCAAUGCACCAGCAACAACAACAGCACUUCUCGCCACCUCAUCAACACAAUCCUUGGUCUAACCCUCAACAUCAAUACCACCAAGACAGCAGUUUCUAUGAUCCCACCAACAUGAUGUACAGUCAAGUGAACUACCAACAAUUGUAUCGUCAAGUCAGCCAGCGUCAGCAACAUCAUGCUCAUCGACCUUACUCUGAAUUCCAGCAGCAAUUCAACCAAGAUCCUCGCAUUGGUCAGCAACAAAGACAAAGAGUCGAUGCUGGUGGAUUUCGUAUUCCCACUACCAACACAGUGCCUGGAGGUACUUGCUCUGCUGAAGAUGAAAAGGAAAGAUUGGCCCAGCAUUACAAGCAACAGGAAGAGCAAUACAGCAACAACAUUUCUCACUAUGGUGGUGGCUCUCAAUAUGGAGGAUCAGCCCAUUCUCAACAAGACCAUGUCGCACAACAACAGGCGCCCUAUCAUCAACAACAACAACAGCCAAGUUCUCCUCCUGCACCUGCACCUAUUUCACCAUUACCACCAUCUCACACUGUACAACAACAAACACAAGCGCCAAAUAAUUAUGAGCAGAAAUAUCAGGAAGAGGAAUAA
Molecule: messenger RNA, 1878 nt
Organism: Mucor velutinosus
Lineage: Eukaryota; Fungi; Mucoromycota; Mucoromycetes; Mucorales; Mucoraceae
Product: plasma membrane calcium
Exons: 3
Coding region: 1-1878 (625 amino acids)
Biological process (GO): eisosome assembly; endocytosis
Cellular component (GO): plasma membrane; eisosome filament
Molecular function (GO): lipid binding
Source: RefSeq, a predicted model, not a curated record